This is a messenger RNA of Ceutorhynchus assimilis (cabbage seed weevil), 3003 nucleotides long. The record is from the annotation of a GenBank genome assembly. NCBI's taxonomy places the organism in Eukaryota, Metazoa, Arthropoda, Insecta, Coleoptera, Curculionidae.
AAUUGACAUAACUUUUAUACAGGGUGGGGUAAAAAUGGUAAAAUACUUGCCAAACAGUUAUACAAUUGAAGAAAAACGCUGUGCAAGAGUGGUUGAAUGUGGAAGCUGUUUUAUUUAUGUUUCCAGAGAGUGGAUUACCUAUUUUAUCAUUAGAAGCUAUGCCUCAAACGAUACAACGAAAUAUAUUUUUUUUGUUAUCAAUGUCACUCUAUAUUGGUAUAAACUUUGGUAUAACUACAGUUCAUGGAGGCUCCCCAAUCCCAACAUUUGAAGAAGAAUUUUUUCCAAUACCCAAAGUAGAAGCUAAUAAUAUUGCUGACAAUAUAAUACGAGAAAAAAGAAGCACACAUAAGGCUGGUUUUUUUAAAACAUUAUUUUCAGUAAUUGGCGAGCAAUACACGGACACAAAAGACACUUUUAGUAAAGUGAGCAAUAUGAUUAAUGAUAAUUUUCUUCCCGAAAACGCACCAGUAACAGAAGCAGUCACUCUAUCAAGUGAAUUAAACCUGACCACAACAGCAGCGCCAUACAAAAUUAAGAGAAGCGAAUUUAAUAAAAUCAUUAGUAGAAAUUUGAGAGGAUUGGUACGAUUGUUCAAUAUUGAAUUGAAAGAUGCUUUAAAACAAUCUCGGAUAACAGAGGCAGAACACAAGAAAAACGUUUCCAAAGAAGUAUCUAAGUUUUUGUGAAAAACUCUAUUUUUGUACAAAAUGUAAAUACAAACUAAUAUAGUAGAUACUAAUGAUAAUUAGGGCCCCUAUUAUUAUUUAUUAUCACUUACCAAUUAGGUAAGUAAUCAACAAAAUGCAUUAUUGUAAUUGGGAAAUUACAGUUAGUAGAUGGUUUCCAAGCAAAAAUGCUGUCGUUUUCUAUAAAAAGGCCCUUGCGUGUAUUUUUAGCAAUAGCAGAAUUUUCUUCUAUUCUACCACAUAAAGAUUAUGGUGAGAAGAACAAAAUGGCCUUUAUAAUGUUGAUAAAAUCCAUAGUUUUUUCAUUAAUGAUUGUAAUCUUGACAAUACACAUAUUGCAAUAUCGUAUGGUUAACGUUCAUCCACACUUGAACAGUAUUUACGUCAUCGUGGAUAUUUUGAGAACAAUAAACAAUUUGGUAUCGAUAUUGAGCUAUUUUGUAAAUUGUAUACUCAAGAAUAAGCUCUGGAUAAAAUUAUAUAAAAUUACCAAUCAACUAAAAACUUCCACGCAAAAUAAAAAAGCCACGUUUUUAUUAAUAUCUCUAAUUUAUACUGGCCUAUGUGACAUUGCCCUGGUCGGCAUGUCUCUAGUGGAACUUGUAUGGAAUUUGUAUGAGCCAAUUUGUGCAUCCGAUAUCAUUUCAAGAAUAACUCAUAUCAUAUGCUUUUACUAUGAAAAUUCUAGUGCAGUCACCAUAUCAAUUUUCACCUACGCAAUCGAACAAAAAUUAGAACAAAUGCAUCAGAUUUUCAGGAAUUUACAUAAAAACCAGCUCUACUCGAUAACCCAAAUAAAAAUGGCUAAGAGACUAUACUUGUCUGCCACAGAUAUAAAUUGUUUGAUUAACAAUUUUUUUGGGUUCAAAAUUCUAAUAUGUUUUAUUAACGCGGCGACAAGACUUCUGUGGCUUUUGAUUACCGUCGUGCAAAUGUGGAACCCGGACAAAUUUAAAAAAAACUUGAAACUGGAUAUGUUACAGUUUAUUGUUACCGCAGUGUUUGGUCUACUUGGGAUGAUUCCCCCUUACUUAAUCACAAUGUCCUACGCAAAAAUCGCAACUGAACUAGACUAUUUACUCAUGAAUUGCUAUAAAUUAGAAGACAAAUUUCUACACGAAUCUUACGAACACAAAGAAAUCGAGUCGUUAUGGAGAUUUAUUUCAGAAAAUCGACUCAGAUUUACUGCUUUGGAUUUUUUCAGAAUCGAACCAUGGGCUCUGCUUGGAAUAAUCGCUUCUUCUACGACUUAUUUUAUAGCUUUAAUUCAGUUUAAUUAGGCAUCACUAGUAUAUUCAUAUUUAAAAUUAGUAAGAGUUAGGGCACAAAAUGGCGACGGGACCUCUAUUGUGACCACUGUUUGUAAAGGCUUAUUUAGUCACUGUAGGCAUCGCGAUUUGAGUAACAUAUUUAUAAGUUAAAUAAUCAAGAAUUUUAUUCUUCUAAGGGCCGGUUUAUUCAGCUUUUGAUAAACUAUCAGGUAUGCAAUCUGGUAAAAACUUAAUUUGUAAUUCCAUUGGUUGGUUAGUUAUCUAUCCACCAACCAAUCAGGAGCGGAUACAGGCCUAUUGAAAAGGGGGGGGGGGGCAGUUUAAGUUAAAGUAAGCAGAUUGGGUUUUGGUGUCUUUUUUUUUAUCUAUUGACACCCCACCUACAGCCUUUACCUUUACAGGUAAAAUAAAGGUGUAAAUACAAAAGUUGUACAGUUUUGGCAGUGGAUUGUUGCUGAACUUAUGGGUGCACCUUUGCGGGUUGAGCGCAGUGAAUUCCGCAGCCAUUUAUUCAUCAAUAUGUUGUUAGUCUAGGAAAAUAGUCGAAAAAUACAUGUAUUGCAAAAAAAAAAUUCCUACGCAAAUGAACUUUUCAGGGAUGAUAGGGGGCGGGUGGGUGAUCAUAAAACCGAAAAUAUCAAACAUUCACCCCUCUGGCGUUUUGCGCUAUAGGCGUUGGAAGUGCGCCAUUGGCGAUUACUUGGUACCUAUUGAUUUUACAAAAAAAUGUUUCAAAUAAAAGAUAUGCAACAUUAUUUUAUCUACAAUGUUUAUCUGAAGACUUUUUUGAUUGAGGGCCGUUUGUGGUCAUAAGGGCCGUUUGAAAUUUUAUAAUGAAAAUGAAAAAUUUUAACCAACGUGAAAAAACUUUCUAUAACACAUACAACAUUUUUGCUCCAUGAAGUUUUUACUCACCCUCUGCCGUUUUUCAAUAGGGGUAGUUUAAAAUUUAUUUAUUUUUUCACAAAAAAUUUCCCUAUAAAAGUUUUAUAAGAUUACAUUUCCUACAAUUUUUCCCAAUCAACUUUUUUUGUAACUCGCCC